This is a messenger RNA of Colletotrichum phormii, 1072 nucleotides long. RefSeq lists its product as uncharacterized. The record is from RefSeq and is a predicted model, not a curated record. Bases 156 to 803 code for a protein of 215 amino acids. NCBI's taxonomy places the organism in Eukaryota, Fungi, Ascomycota, Sordariomycetes, Glomerellales, Glomerellaceae. The transcript has 2 exons.
ACAUUUGCAUUUGAAGAACCAGAUUUCCAGUCAAUUGUAGAGAAACCUGAAGAAAGUCAAUUGCGGCCUUAAUCAUCAAACGCCACAGCUUAUUAUUCAUGGAAACCAAUAAAGAAUAACCAUCACAUGCAUACAACCAUACACACAUAAUCAUCAUGAGCGAAACCUUGGAACAGAAUGGCUCGGGCCUAUUCAGCCUCCCAUGGGAAAUCAGAGAGAAAAUCUACGAGUACUACCUGCCGUUCGACCACGAUGACUUUGGCGACACAGUCCGGCCGCUGCACGUCUACUUCGAGCAAGGGGAAUACAAGAAACCCCUGCCGCCGCUCAUGCUAACAUGCAAACGCGUCUAUCGUGAGCUCCACCAGCCCGUCCACGCCGACGCCAUUAUGCGCGUGCACUCCCACGGCUACGGCGACCGGCGCAUCGGCUUCGCCGUCCACGGGACCCUGCGCUUCGAGCGCCUGCGCCGGCUGUACGUCCUCAUCGCCAUGGAGUACCCCAACUGGAACCGGUGGCUGGCCAUAUUCGCCGAGGUGGCGCGGCGGGCGAAGGACCUCACGGAGCUUGUUGUGGAUUGGGAGCCGAGGCCGGGGCCGCCGAACCCCAAAGUGUGGGAGGCCAAGUUGACGGAGAAGAAGCACGAUGAGUUCUUUGGGGUGUUGGCGGCGUUGAAGGGGUUGGAGGUUGUGAGGUUCCAUGGGGAGAUGCCUGAGGGGUGGAGGGAGAGGUUUGAGAAGGAGGUUGAUGCGAGGCUUGUGUGUUAUCGGUUUAAGUGGUGGAAGGAGACUGGGUUGGAAUGAGAUGGGAGUGCUGGACAAGUUGGGUAUAAAACAAGGCGUCCGAGGAGUUUGAAAUAAUGAUGCUAUACAGAUGCCAUUGCAAGACUGAUAGGGCUUGGUUCGGAUGGCAUGAGGAGGAAGAAUCCGAUCAAAGAACGGCGGUCUGCUGAGUACAUGUUUCUACAGAACAUCUUGACCAUAAGAGGCAUCAAGGUAGAAAGAAACCACCUGAGGUCAUAAUACACCACGCUUUCCUUCAAGACAUCCGCAUGUGACACACAUCUUCACAC